AUGAAAUUCUUCUUGUUUGUCGUUACUCUUCUCUUUAGUGUUGCCCAAUCACACAAAUUCAGGGCAAAUUUUUUGGGACCAUCGAAGAACUCUUCCUUCGUCCAAAAGGCCAGCAUUGAAAGGUUAACCAAGGUCAUAAGGGAUGAUCUCAACUCAAAGGUUGAUGAAGUGGUUGACCUCAUUGCGACCGACUUGGAAAGGGAACUUCUCAAGGGUGGACUCACCAACUUAUCACUCUUGCAACAAGGAAAUGUUGGCGGCAUGGGAGCAAAAGCAAAGCAGGUUAUAAAGAAGACUUUGGUAGGCGUGCUCAAAUCCGUGGUUCCAAUGUUCGAAACCUGGAUUCAUGACGCCGUGCAACCCCCGGUUGUAGAUAGGAACGUCUACAGUGCACUGAUUCAACCUGUCGGAUUCGGUAUUUCUGAGCAGCUCCACGAAAAGCUGCACAUUGACAAGCCUAACCCAUGGAAGGAGGACGAACUCGAGGAAGAGGAAGACGAAAUGGACGAAGAUGGACUACUGGAUGACGACGACCUUGCUUCAGCUUUGGGUGAUUAA
Messenger RNA from Theileria orientalis strain Shintoku, 558 nucleotides. RefSeq lists its product as hypothetical. The record is from RefSeq and is a predicted model, not a curated record. Lineage: Eukaryota; Apicomplexa; Aconoidasida; Piroplasmida; Theileriidae. The transcript is spliced from 2 exons. The coding region runs from base 1 to 558 and encodes 185 amino acids.